Molecule: messenger RNA, 1442 nt
Organism: Scheffersomyces amazonensis
Lineage: Eukaryota; Fungi; Ascomycota; Pichiomycetes; Serinales; Debaryomycetaceae
Exons: 1
Coding region: 1-1203 (400 amino acids)
Source: RefSeq, a predicted model, not a curated record
AUGAAACAAAUAGACGAAUUCUUGACUUUCAAAUAUGCAAUUGAACACUUGGAGAAUCAUUUAGAAACUCAUAAACAUUUCUACCCUUUCAAAUUAUCAGAGGAUGAACGAGUGAUUCUCCAAUUUAAGCAAUUGGAAACUGAGUUUAAUGAAUUUUUAGACAAUCACAUAGACGAUAUAGAGGUUGACGAGUUUUUAGAAAGUAGAAGUUUAGAAAAUGAAUUCGACAUGCCUAAGAAGACCUAUCUCAAUCUUCUUUUCCAUUUAUUUAAUUUUCAUUUAGUUAGAAGUUUUCCACAACCAACAACGAAAACCCUUAAGGCUAUUGUGUUAAUGUUUCGUAGAACUUUUACUGAAUGUUUUCGAGCAGAUAUUAGUCUAUCGGAUUCAAUCAAAAAUCCUAGAAGAAUCAAGUUCUUUGUAGACUUAUCAGAGCUAACUAUUAUGUUAAAAUUUAAACCACCAGAGCUAAUGGAAGAUCAUACAUUUAUAAAACCUAAACCGAAUUUGUCAUCUUCAUACUUACGCCGUAAUGUGUCUACUGAAUACAUUGGUUAUUUUGAACCAUCCAGCGGCUGUAUCUUAGACUCCGAAGAGAUCAUGCAUAGAAUUAAAGAGUUCCACAUUAGUAUAGAAGAACUUAAGCAUAUUGAUUUUACUGUUCCAUCGGUGUUCGUGGUAGACCAAAAUAGUAAAGCCGAUAAAGUAGAUGCUUUUCGGCUGAAUGUUCUCUCAACAUUAGAGGCAGUAUUUGAAUACCAGUUGCAUAUGUUUAAGAUCUUCAGAGAGACAACGGUAACUCUCGGAAGGAAAAUAGUAUACCCAGAUAUUACAAUCGAACUUAAACGGAAGAGUGAUUCACGACUUUAUUCAGUACCUUUUCAAAUGAAAGUCGGUGGAGUAGCAGAACAUUUUAACUCCAUGCUCAAGGAAAAGACAAAUGACAGAGUGUUUAGCGGUAUAUAUACGUUUGCUCAAUUAAUUGAAUUACUUGGCAGUCAGAGAGACUUUGGCUUUAUAUCAGACUAUGAUGAGUUGAUAUAUGUUAAAUUGAAAGAUAUUGGUGAUUUGGAACCUACAGUCGAUGAUGGAAUGGUGCUAAGAAAAUUGAACUGCGAAAUUUGUUCUCUUUCCGAGUUAGAGACGGAUUACUCAAUUACAUCAAUCCUCUUAGCAUUAAUUUAUGCAAUCAUUAGGUAUUAAAGCAUAAUGUACAAAUUUUUAUUCUGGCGCUACCGAUUGAACCCCGGCAAGAACUAUUCCUCCCAACUGUCUGUAGAAGUAUAUUAAUGCAUUGAAAGGUAAACCCUUAGGUUAGGUAUGCAUAAUACUUACUAAAUUAGAGUAUCAUGAAUAUAACCUCUUACUUUUAUGAUCCUUCUAUAAUAUUUACUCAUAUCAGCUGUCUGUAAGGUUAAAUAAACUUCAUUGAUGAAACAAAU